Exaiptasia diaphana is the source of this 635-nucleotide messenger RNA. RefSeq names its product pancreas/duodenum homeobox protein 1. NCBI's taxonomy places the organism in Eukaryota, Metazoa, Cnidaria, Anthozoa, Actiniaria, Aiptasiidae. The record is from RefSeq and is a predicted model, not a curated record. Gene Ontology annotation, biological process: regulation of transcription by RNA polymerase II. The coding region runs from base 1 to 633 and encodes 210 amino acids. The transcript is spliced from 2 exons. Gene Ontology annotation, cellular component: nucleus. Gene Ontology annotation, molecular function: RNA polymerase II cis-regulatory region sequence-specific DNA binding; DNA-binding transcription factor activity, RNA polymerase II-specific.
AUGAAUCCUUUUGCKUCUGCAUAUUAUAACUUUACAGCAGCUCAACGCGGUGUCAGCCCAGGAGUGAGGCUAAGUGCUGGGCCUCAGUACCCAUUCAAUCCCAUAAGCACUGCGUACAAAACACCAUACGUUGUCGGUCCCAUAACUGGACAGCAAGCUUCCCCUUACGGUCUACAGUGGAAAGUAAGGCAGAUCCAACCAAACCUAUUACCAAAAACUCCUCUAAAUUCUCCAAUCAGGGAGAGCARUUCGUUGUCCAACGCUUCUACAAGAGCCUCACAGCAAGGAACAACUACAUCAGGAUUUCAAGUGAAUAACGAGACACUGAGUCACUCCAAAUAUCUCUCAUCAUGGACCUCAGCGAGCGUUCGUUCUCGAUCAAGAACAGCCUACACACAAACACAACAACUUGAAUUAGAGAAAGAAUUCCUGUACUCAAGAUACCUAACCAGAACAAGAAGACUAGAACUCGCUAAAUCACUUGGACUCUCUGAAAAACAUCUUAAAAUAUGGUUUCAAAAUCGACGUAUGAAACUCAAGAAAAGCGAGAUGAAUUUCUGUAAAGGAAAAGCUAACACUAGUGAAAUUCGUCAGAUGUACGAUGAUGACGGGGUGACUCAGUUUUGGGAAUGAAC